GGGACAGUGUGAUAAGGACCGCACAGACCUGCCAAGUGAAAUGAACAGCUUCCUCGCUGUCUCAGUGGUCCCGGUGAGGAAUCGGGACCCCCGGCCUGUCUUAACCCAAGAGCUUGGGGGUGGGCCGGGGGUUGCCGGGGGGGCAUCGCUUCAUUGUUCCAGAGACCCGCGACCUUUCCAGCGGAGGGGGGGCUGCCUGCGUGGGAGGCUCAUUUCCGAUGAUUGUUGGAGGGCUUUGAAAAAGUUGAGGGUGGGAGCGGGGUGCACGGGAGGGGACUGGGAGAAGGGACGGGGCUUCUGGAGCGGGGCGGGGACUUUCCGCGCGUCUCCGACUCCUUUAAAACAAAUCGCGACCCUGGAGAAAGCCUCAGAUGGUCCUUUGGCAGCUACGCAUCAAGUGCGGUGAGCGACCGAGCAUGACCGCGAUGGCACCGGUGGUUCUGCUCGUGGUCCUGUCGGCAGCGGCAUGCGGCGACAUCAGAGCCAGAGACCCCGAGGUGGAGGAGGAGCCCCAUCAGGUUACGGGCCACAGCAACGCGCAACGGCUGCUGAACAUGGUGCGCGGGGGUCAAUCCCAUCCGCAGCCGCACCAGGGGCCUGCUUACGAUCCGGCAGAGCGCGGACGCCUCCCGGAGGACUCCAAGUGCUCCCCUCACAGUCUCCGGGACGAGCCAGGAGCCCCGACGGGGGAGGAGACCCCACACUCUCCGGCUCGCAUCGGGAACUGGUGUGCCUAUGUCCAGCAUCGCAUGGUGACCAUGGUAGUGUCCUGCGGCAUGGAGAAGUACACCAUCAAGUCCCAGAGCCCCUGCCCCAUCGGCACACCUGACUGCCAGCUGGUCAUGUACAAGCUGUCCACGCGGCCAGUGUACAGGGAGAAACAGAAGAUGGUCACGGUAUUACUUUGGAGAUGCUGCCCUGGUUACGGAGGAAAGAACUGCGAGGAUGCAGUCGCACAGGGCCACGUCUUGGAACCCAGCAGCCACACCGCAGGAAGCCCCCGCCCAGGAGGGCCUGGGUCCCGCUACGCAGGUGAUGAGAGGCUGACCCAACUGGCUAAGGAGCAGAAUGACUUCCAGCCUUCCGGAGGGCCUGAGGAAGAGAAUGUCACAGUUUCAAUCCCUAAACCCGAUCACCACCAUCACCAAGAUCAUACUCACAUCCAUGGUGACAGGGGCCACAAAGUAGAUCCUGUACAUCUUCCUGUUGACAUCACAAAAGUACUGAUGGCCCAGAUCCAACCCCUGCUAGAUGGCUUCAACCAAACCCUACAGCGCCUCUCUCAGGAGGUUGGAGACCUUUCUCGGGACCUGGCUGAGCUAAAGCAGGGUCGUGAACACCACAGGCCACAGGAGGAGCCACCCGGUGUGCAUGGGGUCUUUAAGGCCAAACUGGAUGACACCAUCCAUCAGAUUGACCAAAUGAAGGCGACAUUGAACUUGCGUCAGGAAGAGCUGGAGGACAGACUCCACUCCCAGCAAGCCAUGCUGCACCAGAACUUGUCAAACUUUAAGAUGGAGACAGACGGCAAGAUCAAACGCACCCAGAAACUGUUACAGGUCAGUCUUCAGUCCCUCAAUGCCUCCUUGGCUGAGGUGAAGCUAGACCAGAAGCAGCUGGAGGAGAAGGUGCAGAGAGAAAGCAGCGAUAGGGACAGCAUAAGUCCAAGCCAGCUCCUGGAAGGGCCAGCAAUGUGGGAGGCCAUCGACAGAUUAGAUAACAAGGUAGUCAACAACACAGUAGAGCUCAGUGCCCUGUUGGAAGAUUUGGACCUGGUUAAACGCAACAUCCUUGGCCUGCAAAGACGACACCACGACCUAGAGGAAAGCAUUGCUGAGACCGGGCGCAACAGCCAGAUCCAAUUCAUGGAAACAGGGCUGGAGGUGGAGGCAGCCAAAGUGGAGGUGUUGAACCAGAUAGAUGAGCUGGCCAACAACAUCACCAUCCAUGAGAAGCUGCUGCGAGAAAUUGAAGAAGAUGUGGAUUACCUAUUCCGGCACGUACACAAGAAUACAAACGCCACAGUUUGUGACUGUAAGGUCAUCACCAGUGCCCUGUCCAAACUGGAGCAGGAAGUGGCCAAUGUCACAGAGGUGGCCAAGGAAAACAAGCUUGCCCUGGAGGAAAACACAGAGGUGCAGGACCACUGGGAUAUGGGCUGUUGUAACACGGUAGAGGAAAUCCGUGAAGGUCUGCUUCAGGUCCAGAAGACUCUGACCUUCGAGCAGAUGAAGAGUCAGUCCAUGGAUAACAGUUUGACAGACCUGAAGCAUGGCUUCAUGGGGAGUCAGCAGGAUCUCCACAGACUGGAGGAAAUGGACAAAGUGAAAAAAGAAAAGGUGGAGGAGCUCUCCAGUGACUUCAAAACGCUUAUGAAGGAUGCCAUUCGGCACUCAGAGAUCCUGGAGGUCCUGUUGGGGGAGGAGGUGCUUGAAUUUAAGGACCGGCCAUCCCACGAGCAGGAGAUGUACUCCAUCCCUGUGCUCCAGAGCAGAAUCCAACACCUGCAUGAGCAGAUCAGGAACCAGAACCUCAGCAUGCUCUAUCUGAGGAAUUCAAUCCAGGCAGAGGACCCAGACACGUAUGGGCCAUCAGCACCAACAGAUGGGUCGACCAGAGGGCUAAAGAGGAGGAGCAAGGAUGAGAGAGGGGAAGAUUCUUUAGACUCCCCAGUGGAAAACCACCCUGGCCCUUCCGCCUAUGACCUCCUGGGCCUUGAGAAAGAGGUGGAGGAGCCACGAGCCGAGUCAAGCAGCGUGAAGGAGCAGCGCUGCCUCCCUUGCUGCAACUGCACCGAUAAGAGCUCCCCCUUGAGCCGCAUGGCAGUUCUGCAGUCCGAAGUGGCCGUGAUGCGCGGCGCUCUGGAAGACCACUUGCGUCUCUUCAAAGAUGUCUUCAUCAACGCGGAGGCUCUCGCAGACUCCAGCGAUGCCUUGGACCUCAGCCAGCUGCGGAACAUGGUCAAGAGGAAAGAAGAUAAACAGGGGAGGAAUCACAAAGAGAAGAAAGACCAGGCAAGAGGAGGUCAUGGCAGAGGGAAGAUAGCUUUGCACAGCAAGAGGGACGCCUCUCCGGCCAGAGCUGGUCAGGAUUGAGGACUCAUUGAAACUCCUUCCACGCUGUUGCUAAGCUCGGCACAAAAUAAAUACAAAGUCAGAGCAGGAAAUGCCAAGCACAACAGAAGCGUUACGCAAACCAAGACAAACAACAGCCCACUCACUGCUUCACUGGGGGUGGGCUUUGCGUAAGGCUGGCUCAUGUGUGAACUGCAGGCUCUUUCCGGUCACCGAACGUUCAUGUGACAUAAACACUUGUAUCUGUGUAUCAUAAGAUUUCAUUCCGUGAUUUAAUUCAAUUUUUUUUUUUUUUUCGGAAUGUUUUCUUCAU
This is a messenger RNA of Scleropages formosus (Asian bonytongue), 3387 nucleotides long. RefSeq names its product multimerin 2a (gene mmrn2a). The transcript is spliced from 7 exons. The record is from RefSeq and is a predicted model, not a curated record. The coding region runs from base 372 to 3095 and encodes 907 amino acids. NCBI's taxonomy places the organism in Eukaryota, Metazoa, Chordata, Actinopteri, Osteoglossiformes, Osteoglossidae. Gene Ontology annotation, molecular function: protein binding.